Messenger RNA from Exaiptasia diaphana, 775 nucleotides. RefSeq names its product zinc transporter 5. The annotation marks the transcript as partial. Gene Ontology annotation, cellular component: Golgi apparatus; membrane. Gene Ontology annotation, biological process: transmembrane transport; intracellular zinc ion homeostasis; zinc ion transport. The transcript has 5 exons. Gene Ontology annotation, molecular function: zinc ion transmembrane transporter activity. The record is from RefSeq and is a predicted model, not a curated record. NCBI's taxonomy places the organism in Eukaryota, Metazoa, Cnidaria, Anthozoa, Actiniaria, Aiptasiidae.
GUCUAUUAUUAAAUGUAGCACAUGGAAACUUGGCAAGAAAAUUAGCAGUUGAGAUUGGAGGUUCCAAGCGUCUAACAGCUCUUUCAACCAUCAUAUCCUGUGCUCUUACAUUCCCUCUUGCAGUCAUCACCUAUUAUAGUCAGGAAGCAUCCAUAAACUGGCUAAGUACCCUUUUACCAAUGUCUGCUGUCAUCYUAUCUGUAUUCAUAAUGGAUUUCUAUGUGGAGUCUUUCUGUGUGUCAAAGUUAGAAAAUGCCAUGACGGCAAARCUAGGGUCCACAGCAUCAUUUAUUGCUGCCCUGUUCUUUGCAUUGCUGUGGGAUCAGCCCUGGGCGUGGUCUGUCCACCAAUGGCACCAUGGGAAUUCAGGCGAUAAUCAUUUACUUUCAGGAGGGACAGUAUUCAGCGCUUUGUUCUUUAUUCUAGCCACUAGAUUACUAUGCCGUCCAUCACCGCGCCCAGCAAAAGGCAACUUGAUUGGCUAUACAACAGGCGGAUUACCAAUYUAUAACUUCCAUACACCACAAUCCAUAUUGUCUACAAUGAGAUCAUUUCUGAGACAAACACUUGAAGAGUCUGAAUCAAGGCAGAUAUUCUACUUCUUAUGUUUGAAUUUAUUUUUCACUGGUGUAGAGCUUGCGUACGGCGUAUGGACAAACAGUCUUGGUUUGAUAUCUGAUGGAUUCCAUAUGUUGUUUGACUGCACAGCUCUAGUGCUUGGGCUCUGUGCUGCCCUCAUGUCAAGAUGGAAACGGACAAGAACAUUCUCAUAUGG